Messenger RNA from Camarhynchus parvulus, 6757 nucleotides. Its product is annotated as KIAA0753 ortholog. Bases 3180 to 5750 code for a protein of 856 amino acids. Gene Ontology annotation, cellular component: centriolar satellite. The transcript is spliced from 16 exons. NCBI's taxonomy places the organism in Eukaryota, Metazoa, Chordata, Aves, Passeriformes, Thraupidae. Gene Ontology annotation, biological process: centriole replication; protein localization to centrosome. The record is from RefSeq and is a predicted model, not a curated record.
GUUGUUCCUAGGAAGCCUUUUCCCUGGAGAAUAAUGAUGUGUCUCAAAGUGUACUGAGAACUCCUUCCUACUUACAGCUCUGGGACAAGCAAAGGUGAAGUGAUGAUAAAGUCAAAACUGUGCAGUUUUUCCUUGAAACCAAGCUGAGCUAUUACUUAUCACUUCUGUUUCCCUGGCAGUCAUUGUUGAUGGAAGUUAUUUUUCCUUACAGCAUGUGGCACAGAUAGAAAUCAGAGUGUACAGGGUGAGGUCUGGGGAGCAGAGCAGAGAUAGGUGCUGAUAAACUCUGCAGGAUAGAGAAAGAAACAAGCCGUAGCUGUCUCUGUUCAACUCAGCUUCCUUGAAUCUUGGCCUCUGCCCGUGCAGCAGUGGCUGCUCUGGAGUCUCUUUACACUCCAUGUAACAAGAACAGGGUGUGCAGGAAACAUGCCAUUGCUUGGAGUAUUGGAGAAGCACUUGCCAUUUAUUCCUGUAUAGGUUUUUAUUCUAAGAACAUAGCUCUUGGCAGCUGCCAGGGUUUUAAUUUUCAUAUUUUUAGACUGUAUUUCUGGUGCAUUCAUGUUGUAUUUCCUGUCCUUGUAGGAACAGGUACUCCCAACUUAACCAUUAACAUGUGAUCAGUGACAUUACAGCUGCCAGCCAUCACAUUAUCACACUUGGACUGAACAGAUAAGUCAUUAAACAUCUUUGGCAUUGAAAAUUUAUCUUAACAGUUUCAGUAAUUAUGUGGUCAGGCUUAGGAAGGAGGUCUUUCUGUUCCUCCCCUUCCUUCUUACUCACUGUAAGUGUAACUUGUAGUUACACUUCGGUAAGUGCAAGCUAAUCGGAGUUUCUAACAUGAGCUCAGCUCCUUUGAAAAGAGGUUGUUCACAAACUCAAGUUUAUUUGGACAUGAAAGGAAAGAUACAGUUUUUCUUGUAAGAUUUUAGUGUAAUGUUUGGACCCAGAAUUUCAGGACAUUUAUCUUAACUAGUCCAAAGUAAUUAAUCAUUAAAGUUUUAACAAAGGUCAGUGAUUCCUUGAAAGGACAGUGCAGUAGUUGAGACUACCAUCUUCAUCAAUGAUUGACUAGUGAGGCCUUUAGUCUUCAGUAAACAACAUACGCACAAGCUCUGAUUUAAAACAUUCUUCUUCAACCAGCUUCUGAGGCUGAAAGAAAAAAGUUCAUAAUUAAAAAACCUGUUCUAGCUGAGAGCCAUUUGUACAUACUAACAUUAGCCACAUCCAGCAACUUUGGCCUGGGGAGUAAGGUAGUGGGGGUGGAACAAGAAAGGUAACUACAACUAAAACAUUCCUGAGGGUUCUCUGGCCUUGGAAGAGGCAUUUCUAAGAAAGUAACUGCUAAUUUAACUAACAUGUACAAGUUACAACUUGAGCUGCAGUCUGAGCGGAGUGCUUGGAACUUGUUUCACUCCUGUAGCUCAGUGUUUGGAAUUUUCAAAAGUUGAGGAGCUGCAAAUCAGGAACAGUAACAAUAUGUAGCUAAGAAGUUUCUCAACCCCUCAAGCACUAUGAGGCAAGUGCACAUAUUCCCUUUACUGCAUGUUUACUAUAGACAUUACACAAUAAGCAGAAUGGUUCUCUCUUGAGGAACUGGGAGCAGAAGCGAUGUUUAGAAUUCUCUGGUCUCCUUCAGCAAGAGAGGGUUCUCAGAGAAUACAAGUGACUAAUUCGUUCAGCCCUAAAUUCCUGACAGGUCCCCAUCUCAAUGCCUGUAGAUUCAGAACAUUAAUCACUUACUGUGCCAUAUUUAAGUAGUGUAGGCACUCCUGUUAGUUUCAGAUUCCUCCUGAAUUCAUUGUUGGGAUCCUUCCAGCUGUUCAGAAAGAAGGGGUUAAGCACAGCUUGUAGAGAGGCAUUUUGAAGUUAAAAUAGCUUCAAAAUUAUUCAAAGGCCUUUGCCUCACACCUUCCCAAUGCCCUUCUCAAAACAAGCAUGCAGACAGAUUAUGUCAGAGAUAGUGAGGACCUCAAAAAAUGAUUGACUCUUUACAGAAAAGGACAGCUCAGUUUUUUCAACAGAUUAACCACCAGUCCACCAAAAGAACAAAGUAAUCCCAUUUGUCAGCAUUCAAAGGUACUUACUAGGCUCUAUCUCCAACUAGACAGUAGAUGAAAACUGACUCAUCAGGCAGGUUAUGAAGUUCCUUCCUCACAAUUGGCUCAGCUAGAAAAUAAUUUUUAAAAUCUGUUAGUACUAAAUACUCGUGCUACAGAAUCACAUGGAUUAACUUGGACCGGCAAGGCUACUAAUUAAUGUUUUGUCUGCUUUAGUUAGAGAUCGAUAUUUCGUUGCACCUGGCUAUCCACAAGUUUUUCAGAGUUUAUUACAUGCUUGAACGCUGACUGGACUUGUGUUGGAGUAAAGGCCAAUUUCUUCUCUAACACGAAGAGAAACACUCGUUCUGUCCUGUCCUGGGUGUGGUAGCCCAGCACAGCGCCCUUCUGCAGGGUGACGGUUGCACCUUCAGACGUGCUCAGACACGUAAAGCCCUGCGGUUCAGUGCCGUGAUUUCUCAGAAGGAAAUACUGCAGCUGGACACGGUCGGGGAAGGCAUCGCUGCGCCUCGACACGUGCAGCAUAGGUGAAGCUGACGGCAGGGCUCAGGUCUGUCUGUCUGUCUGUCUGCUGGGCCGUGUUAGCAGCCUUCGCGAAAAGCCCGCGCCGUUCCCUGUGCGCAGCCAAAGGGGCAGCGCGGCAGCUGCGGCUCACAGCCCGCUCAGCCCGUUCAGCUCACCAGGGGAACCUGCGCCUGGAGCCUGGAUCUGGGGCUGCUGUGCCCGCCCGGCAUUUCCCGGAAAGGAACCCGAGGCCUUUCCGGCUUCCUCAGGACCGACAAGCCCCAUGCCCCAGGCAGGGCGCUCCCCCCAUGCGCCUCACCCGUCACGCAGUCGGGACACCAGCUCCUGCCCUCAGCGUCCUUAUCGCCGCAGAACAGCGCGAAGAUGGGCCGGCCGUGGUAGCUCUGCGCCGUCCGCACGAACUCGGGGUACCCGCGGACCUGCCUCUCCUCCCAGCCCAUGGCGGCAGCGGCGGAGGCUCCGCCCGGCCCGGCCCGCGCGGCCGCCGUAGCUCGGCGCGCUCCCGGCGGCCCGUGCGGCGGCGGGACUGGGUUCGAACCGCGCCUGCUGUGAUCACAAGCAAGGGAUAGUAGCGAGAUUUGCUCUCGAGCCGAUGAGAUGGUACCAAGCAAGACAGCGGUGUCUGAUGAUGCGUUUGCAUUCACCAGCCAGCGAUACAGGAAUGAAGCUAAAGCUUUACAAACACAGCUCCAGUUUAAUAGAAAUGUUCCUGCAGUUCCAGAGAACUUGGCUCUCAGAUUCUCUCACCCCCGUCCAAUUAUAAUAGAAAAACUGAAGGCAUCCAGUGAUCAGAGAAAUCUUGUAGGAAGUGAGGACCUCAGCCUGAGAAGCUCUGGGAUGUUCGCAGUGGUGUCUGAAGAGAGACUUAAAUUGGCUGUUCGGCUGGCAAAAAGGGACAUCAAACAAAGACGUCUCGAAGAACAAGUAAAACAGGUAUUUGGAGAUGUCGUCAGCACACCAUUGUGGACCCAGAAAUCACAACCACAGAAGACUGAAGUAUUUGCAAGUCGAGAAAAUAAAAAUACUCUGAAGUCUCAGACUCAGUUGGCGUGUCAGCAGAGGCUUGCCCAGCCUUCCCGAGGAGAGUCUGCCAGCUCUGACACCAGCGUUCAUCUCUGCCUUGUUAAGGAAGGAAAGCCAGUAGCAGCUGUUUUGGACUCUCCUCCCACCCGGGACACAGGACCAGACCACAAGCCAAAUUUAAAUAAAAAAGAACAUCAAAAUAUGCAAGAAGUUCAGCGUCUGCAAAAAGAAUUGAGGAACUAUGUCCAGAAAAUUGAAGAUUUUAUUAAAAAAGGAAGAGAUAGAGAACUUCUAGAUCCUGAAAAUGAGCAGCGGCUUUGCACUAGGAGACAGCAACAAGCUGCACGGUCAGCUCGGAUGCUGUAUGUGCUCCAGCAGCAGGUAAAAGAAAUUCAGGACGAUUUAGAGAAACUGAGUCCUCAUACAAUCAAGCAUACUAAAAAGUCUCGAGCAGUAUCCAGGUUGGCAGCAGCACAUAGAGGAGCUGUACGAACCUUGCAGGCAUUUGCCAGUCAGUUUACAGAUCAAACAGAUGAGCAGAUUCCUGCCCAUUACAAGGAACUGGGCAGUCUCAUUCGUCAACUGUCUCUCUGCUCUGCCAAACUAGAAGGGGAUUCUUCCAUUUCUGAAGCUAUCAUAGACAUUUUGCUGCAAGUUGAGGAUCUGAAUUCACUGCUGGAAAGCAAGCAAACACCAAAAACAGUGAAGAAAUGCAUUUCAGCUUCUAAGGCCAAAUCUCCAAGGAACACUGAGACAUAUCCAGACAGAAAGCACUUUCUGUCUCCAAAAGGAGAAAACAAACCUCUCACCUUAAAGAGACAGCAUGGACAAGAGCCUAAAAAACCUCCAUGUGCCAGGAGUCUUUUGACUGCAGUUCAACAGGCAAACAGUUGUGCUCACAUACUGCACAAUAAAUACCAAGAAGAAAGUGGCCCACCUAUUUCAGAGAGAAAUGCCACUUUGCAAGGAAGCACAGAUGUACUGGUGAGAGCUAGAGCUGUAAAAAAAGAGUCUGUCCUUGAAAGUGCUGCUUUGAAGAAGAAAGGUGUGUUAUUGCUUGCAAAACCACAGGGAAUGCUGAAAUCUUUAAAAUCAAGAUGGGCACACCCUCCAGGAAAGCACACCCGAUUUCAGGAGCCAACUAUAGCUUUCCAGCUGAAAGAGAACAAACGACCUGUUAAGGAGAGCAAAAUGCCUCGAGUGCCUUCAAAGCCUGCACCUCGGUCUGUUUCACCGAAGCGACUAGCAAGGCUUGAAGCAAGAAAUUCAAGAGGAGUGAAGGUUCUAACUGACCUUUGCAGAGGAGAAAUGGAAAAAAUACAGAAGUUAAGGUCACAAACUGUUUCUCCAGACCAGUGUGCAGACAAAGCUGAGGAGAUACAGGAGUGGUCAGAGCCUCCAUUUGACAGGACACAGGUGGUACAGCAGGUUGCAACAAAUGCAGAUAUUCUGAGUGAAAAGCUAUUGGAUGAUCUUUUGGAAGAUACUGCUCAGGAACUGUGGAGCAUGGAUCAGCAUGAUAGACUCCAGGCUGAGGCCCUACCUGUGGGUGACACUUAUAGCCUGGAGUCGAUGUUGCAAAGAAUGGAGGAAAUUGAAAUGUACCAGGAGGCUGUCCGCAGGAGAGUCACACAGAUUGUCUACAGUGACUCCCACUUCUGGGCCCAGCAAGACAACAUGGAACAACAAAUGGCAUCAACAGCUAGAAAACUUACACCUCCUCAUCCAGUUCAGAUAACCAAAUUAAUAAGACAUGGAGAGCUGGAAACAGACAUUUUAUUUGAGAAACCUUUUGACAGCACUGAUAUUGAUGAAAAUAAAGAAGCAGAGGAGAAAUUCCAGACUGGAAAUGAUAUUCUGCAGCCCUUGCUUCUGAAUUCUCUACAGAAAGCAUAUUCUGUGUCUCUCUCUGUGCCAAGCAAUGUGCUCCAGAGCAUCUUGGAUUAUAAUAGCAGAUACAAGCAUCAUUUAAAGCUUAUUUCCCAUGAGGCUGUGGGCAGUUUCGAUCCAUGGCAGAUUGCUGAGAGUCUCGCAGAGCAACUGACAGAAGAAGCCCUGUGUGACGUGGCAGCAGAGCUGCAGGAUGUUUGUGAGGACUAUGCAGAAGCUGUAUUCACAUCUGAGUUUUUGCAGCCGGUGCAGUGACUUCUUUCCCACCUGUCCCAUCAACAUCAGCCUCAGCCUGUGAGAUUUUCUGCACUGGAUCUCCACGAAAGAUUAAUUUUAGUUUUUUUAUAAAGCCAUUAUAAUAAUGUUUUCCUUUUCAGAAAGGACUUCCUUACUUUUCCUUUUAUUGGCUAAUCACCUUAGCACAUGCUACACUGGAGUGAGUUCUUUUGGAGAUGUAGCAAUCCAGUGAAGGAUUCUCAUGGCACAGCACAAAUAUCCAAACACUUAUCACUGGCUGUACUUGCAGGCUUGCUUGGGCUCUUGCCAUCGGCUUCAGAAUGGAGUUCCUGAGUACCUCUAGUACCUAAUGCACAGGCAAAAGGAGACCUUCCAAUAGAAGCACGUAAUAGAGAUCUUUCUUUUUCUUAAACUAGUCUAAAAUGUUACAUUUUUAUCAGCAUUUAGUGAGUGAUUCAACCCCACAUUCCUUUCUCUUAAGAAUCCCAUUGAAAUCAAGAACAACAAAAUAAAUGAGCAACUGGCAUUUCUGCAACAUUAAAUUAACUUGUUUCAAGUAAUCAGGGUACUAGUUUGGAUUAUGUCUGGAGUCAGAGCAGUGACUAAUAAUUACUUGAGGUAACCCAAAUAACAUAUGACAGUCUGUUUCCUUUGUCAAUUUUUUCCUCCAAUAUUGUUCAAUCUAUAACACAUUCAUUUUUAAUCUUCUAAGAUUAUUUUUAUUUCCUCCAAUUAGAACAUAUAUUUUAAAAGUAAUUUAGUUUCUCUUGAAGCCUUCUUUACUAUUUCAACUGUCUUCAAAUUUACAUCAAAUGUAAAUGUUACUGCUGAAGUGGAACUUUGCUGGUAUGUGAUUUCUGUAAUUUAAACCAGCUGAUUUCUAAAAUUGUAAGUGAAAAACACUAAAGCAAUAGUGUCUCUCUGUAUAUGUAUGUGUGAAAGUAUUUUGAAGAUGUUUUAUUUUUUAAUAAACAGUUGUUUAUUAUCACUGAACACAGUUUUAAUUUAAGAUAACUUCCCUCUGA